Sciurus carolinensis (gray squirrel) is the source of this 4103-nucleotide messenger RNA. It is a transcript of the gene Sgo2, whose product is annotated as shugoshin 2. The coding region runs from base 82 to 3825 and encodes 1247 amino acids. Lineage: Eukaryota; Metazoa; Chordata; Mammalia; Rodentia; Sciuridae. The record is from RefSeq and is a predicted model, not a curated record. Gene Ontology annotation, biological process: meiotic chromosome segregation. Gene Ontology annotation, cellular component: chromosome, centromeric region; nucleus. The transcript is spliced from 9 exons.
GAGUUUAAACCUGUCCUCUGGCCGCGGCUGCGCGCGCCGAGCUCCCGGAGCUGGGUGGUGGUGCCCCACGCUAAAAGCGUGAUGGAGUACCCAAUGAUGGAAGCUGAUUCAAUUACCUCAGGAAUUAAGAGACUUGUGAAAGACAAAAGAAUUUCAAAGACUAAAUUUAAUGUUUCUCUUGCUUCAAAAAUCAAAACAAAAAUAAUCAAUAAUUCAAGUAUUUUUAAGAUUUCUCUAAAGCACAAUAAUAGAGCAUUAGCUCAGGCUCUUAGUAGAGAAAAAGAGAAUUCUAGAAGAAUUACAACUGAAAAGAUGCUUUUGCAAAAAGAAGUGGAGAAACUGAAUUUUGAGAAUGCAUUUCUUCGCCUAAAGCUAAAUAACUUGAAUAAGAAGCUUAUAGAAAUAGAAUCACUCAUGAAUAAUAACUUAAUAACUGCAAUUGAAAUGAGCAGUCUUUCUGAGUUCCAUCAAAAUUCUUUUCUUCUGCCAGCAAGUAAGAAGAAACGGAUUAGUAAACAGUGCAAAUUCAUGCGUCUUCCAUUUGCAAGGGUUCCAUUAACUUUGAAUGAUGAUGAUGAUGACGAUGAUAAAGAGAAAAUGCAGAGUGACAACAAAAUUAUAUCAAAGGCAUCACCUGAUAAUCUUUCUUCAGUAUCAACAGGACAAAAUUUAUCAACUCAGUAUAAUUUGGAUGUGUCUUUUCAUAAAGAAAAUAAUCAGAAUGUAUAUAGUUUAGAUCAUUCAGAAGAUAUUUCUUCUACCAUUGAUGUAUUUCCCAAAGAAAGCCAUUCCCAUUCAGACCAACAUUCUAAGACUUCACUAGUGAGUGAGAUGAGAAAUACCCCAUCUAUUAGCCACAUAAAGGAGAAACCAUCUGCUACUAAUGUGAAUGAAAGGAAGAAGUGUGGGUCAUCUUGGGAGACUUCUGCAGACACUCCCUGUGUGAUAGAUUUAGAUCAGCAGCAGAUUUUAAGUCCAGAACUAAAAUGGAAUAAUGAGAUAAAUGAUCAUACUAAUGAAAAAAAUAUUACAAUACAAAGAAAUAGACAGUGCCUUCCUGACAUAUCUUCUGAGUCUGCCAGCAAACCUGAUGCAGAAUGCAUGAGUCCAGUUCAGGUUAAUGAUGACUUUGAGUUGCAGAAAACUGUGUAUGAUGCUGACAUGGAUUUAACUGCUAGUGAUGUGAGCAAAAUUGUUACAGUGUCAAGAGGCACUAAAAAUAAAAGUAAUCAAAAACCAAAUGAUUGUGAAAGGAAAACUUUGAGAAAAGUAAAAGAUUCAAGCUCUGAAAAAAAGACAGAAAGAGCAAAGAGAAAAUGCAAAAAGAGUUCAGAUGUGGAUGUUGAGGAAAAGUUUGAAAACAGACCAGAAAGAAGAUCUGUUGUCCUCGAUGGCAAAAGGGAUUCAGAAAAUCCGGAUUUUAUUCACAAUACUGAACAGCUGACACAGGCAAACAUACUGAAGAAAAUAACCCUUCAGAAUAACUUUGAUCAAGAUGACGGACAAAGUACACACUAUAAUAAAAAGAAGAAAGGAGUGCAUGUAACAAAUGAGCAGCAGGAAACUUGCCCUUUCUCCCAAAGUUCACAUAAAUUCCUACAGGACAGCAAAUUGGAUAUGUGUCAAAAUUCUCUAACUUGUAAUAAAAGUAAAACUUCUACACAGACAUUUGUAAUGCACAAGUUAGAAACAGAUAACUUAUUCCCAGACCAAAAAGAUAAAGAAACCAAUUCUGAAAACCUAGAAGUUGUAAAUGAAUUUCCAAGAGCUGAUCUUUCCUCCAAAGAUAAUCAAAAUUUUUGUGACUAUGAGACCCAGAAUAUGUUGGAUUUGAAAAAAUAUGUCACUGAUAUGGAACUUGCUCAGCAAAAUGAAUCAAAAAUAAAUAAGAAGCUUAGGCCCAAAGUAAAUAGGAAAACUGAAAUAAUUUCUGAAGUAAACCAAAUAUAUGAGGUUAAUAAUAAAGAUGUUCAUGUCCCAGAAAAAGAUGACUUUUUUCCCCACACUCAAGUGGUUAAAGAGACUUUUUCUGGAAAACUAGAAGUUUCAAAAGAGUUUCAAAUACCUGCUCUUUUCAUGAAAGGUAAUGGAAAUAUACUUGAUUGUGAGACCCAAAAUAUAUUGGGUUUGCAAAAACAGAUCACCAAUGUGUACCCUGUUCAACAAAAUGAGUCAAAAGUUAAUAAAAAGCUUAGGCAGAAAAUAAACCGGAGGACAGAAAUAAUUUCUGAAGUGAAUCAUUUUGAAAAUGAUGAAAGUGUGCAUUGCUCAGAAAAAAGUAAUCCUUUCUUCCUACAAAAGGAUAGAGAAAUCAUCCCUGGAAACCUAAAAGAUUCAGGCGAGUUUCAAACACCUAUUCUUUGUACCAAAAAGGGUGGAAAGCUAUGUGAGUAUGAGACUCAAAAUGUUUCUGGGAUGAGAAGGCAUAUCCAUGAUAUGCAGCUUGCUUGUCAGAAUGAUUCAAAAGUACACAAGAAGCUUAGACAAAAGGCACAUCGAAAGACAGAAAUAAUGUCUGAUGUCAACCAAAUAUGUGAGAAUGAUGACAAAGGUAUGCAUGACCUAGGAAAAGAUAACUUUGUUUCUUUAACCCCAAAGCAUAGAGAAACCGUUUCUGAAAACCUACAAGUUGCAAAUGAAUUUCCAGCAACUGAUUUUCCCACCAAAGAUAAUGGAAAUUUAUGUGACUAUGAGAUACACAAUAUUUUAGAUUUGGAAAAGCAUGUUGCUCAUAUGCAUCUUGUUCAACAAAACGAAUCAAAAAUAAAUAAGAAGCUUAAGCAGAAAAUAAAUAGGAAGACUGAAAUAAUUUCUGAAGUGAACCAGAUAUAUGAGGCUCAUGAUAAGGAUAUGCAUGACCAAAAAAGCUGUACAGAAGAUCUUGAUUUGGAAACAAACAAAUCUGAACAAAGACUUGAAUGCAAAGGCAUUAUCAGUGGAUAUUAUAUGGAAAUCAACAAUAAUGAAAAGGAAAAUUGUGAUGCAAUUCCAGAUCCUUAUAAACUUGUUAACAAACAUAAGAAAAAAUCAGGCAAGGCAAAGAACUUUUUGACAAGAGAUACGAACAAAUCUAUUUGUCAGUUAACAGAUUCUUCACUGUCUAGUUUAAAAUAUAUUACUAAUGAAGCAGAUUCUGAUCCUGGAAACCAUAUUGAGCUACCUAAGAAUCACAAGAAAAACACUGUAACUUUGAAUACAAAAAGAGAUGUCCCUUUUGUGGAAGUGAUAAAAGAAGGUAAGUGCCAGGUCAAAACAGUAAAUAAAAUGACAUCCAAAUCAAAGAAAAGGAAGACCCUUGUAGAGCCUUCUCCAGAGACCAGUGGAAUAAUGGAGAUAAUAUCUGACGUUGAUCACAGAAAGUUAUUUGACUCCAAACAAGCUAAUAAAGAAAACUACUUGGAAAAUCAGGAUAUUGUCAAAAUUAAGCCAGACUCUUACACAAAUGUGUUUAAACCUUUAGCUCAGAUAUAUUCACCUAAUAUACAAGAUUCUUCCUUUGACAAUGUUCAUCAGAGUUCAUUACCUUUGAGUAUUUCUUCCAGUAAAAACCUGAUAAUAAAAGAAAAUUUUGCCUUGGAGAAUUUACCCAUCUUUCAAGUAAGCGAUGAUGUGCAUGAGAAGAUAAAAGAAGUCAACCAGAAAACAGGAAAAUCAGGAAUAGGUAACAGAACAUUACAGGACUUGACAAAUACCAGUUUAGUUUCAAAUAACACUGCUAAAUCCGAAAAUGACUCAGAAGAUCUAUCUUCAGAACCUCGAAGCAGAAGGAGGUGUGCUCCUGUCAGUUUCAAAGAACCAAGUCUCAGAAAAAAGAUGAGAAGAUAAGGUAAAUAUAUGGAUCCUAGUUUUCCUGAGUUCUCAAAGCAUAACAAGUCAUAAAAGAAAUGUAACAAGGAUCAAGAAGAUGAAAUCCUUGAGGAUUUUUUUUUGUUUUUUUCCUAUUUGGCCUUUUUUCUUUUUUGGAGUGUUACUCUAUCCAUUCUUAUAUUUAGAUAAAUGUACAUAAAAUAUCAGUUUUUGUAAUAUUUAAACUUUCAGAAUCAUUUUGUUCACCAUAUAACUUAUUUUCCUGUUCAUUUGUUUCUUUCUACCUAAUAUUCUUU